GCUGCCUGCGCUCAGGGCUCGGGAGGGGGCCGCGGAGGAGCGGUCCCCCGCGCCCGGCCCCCGCCCGGCGCGCCCGGGCCCGCGCCAUGGGGCUCUGGCUGCCGCCGCCCCCCGCGCCACCGGGCUAGGGCGAUGCGGGCGCCCCCGGCGCGCGGCCCCCGCGGGCACCAUGAGCCCUCUGCUCCGCCGCCUGCUGCUCGCUGCGCUCCUGCAGCUGGCCCCCGCCCAGGGCCCUGUGUCCCAGCCUGAUGCCCUCAGCCACCAGAAGAAAGUGGUGUCCUGGAUAGAUGUGUAUACCCGUGCCACCUGCCAGCCGCGGGAGGUGGUGGUGCCCCUGACCGUGGAGCUCAUGGGCACCGUGGCCAAGCAACUGGUGCCCAGCUGUGUGACCGUGCAGCGCUGCGGCGGCUGCUGCCCUGACGAUGGCCUGGAGUGCGUGCCCACUGGGCAGCACCAAGUCCGAAUGCAGAUCCUCAUGAUCCGUUACCCGAGCAGUCAGCUGGGUGAGAUGUCCCUGGAAGAACACAGCCAAUGUGAAUGCAGACCAAAAAAGAGAGAGAGUGCUCUGAAGCCAGACAGGGCUUCCACUCCCCACCACCGCCCCCAGCCCCGCUCCAUUCCGGGCUGGGACUCUGCCCCCGGAGCACCCUCCCCAGCUGACAUCACCCAUCCCACUCCAGCCCCAGGCCCCACUGCCCACGCUGCACCCAGCGCCGCCAGCGCCCUGACCCCAGGACCUGCCGCUGUCGCUGCCGACGCCGCAGCUUCCUCCGUUGCCAAGGGCGGGGCCUAGAGCUCAACCCAGACACCUGCAGGUGCCGAAAGCUGCGAAGGUGACACGUUGCUUUUCAGACUCAGCCACUUGCCCUCACCAGCCAGCCGCCCUCCCAGAGGGGGACAAGAGGGCAGUAUGUUGAGAAGAGCCCAGUCGCAAGAUCACCGUGUGGGCAGAAGCUGCUCCAGGCCCUGGGCCUCUCAGAGGACUUCCCAGCUGUCCCAGGUCUCUCCAAGGCUGCCAUCCAACAGGGUGGACAGCUGGGCAAGGAGAGGUGCAGGCAGCACUGGGGGUCCCGGACUAACUCGAGAGAGAAGGGGUCCCGUCUCAGUGUGCGACCACCAUGUACGAGUGAGCAUCUUAACAGCUGGCUCCGUCCCCUCCCUAAGAAGACACCGAUCCUCCGCACAUACUGGGAAUUGGGCUUCAGUGUGAGAACUGUGACCCCCAAGCCUGAUAAAAGAGAUGGAAGGAGCUA
Neogale vison (American mink) is the source of this 1253-nucleotide messenger RNA. It is a transcript of the gene VEGFB, whose product is annotated as vascular endothelial growth factor B. The record is from RefSeq and is a predicted model, not a curated record. Bases 170 to 793 code for a protein of 207 amino acids. The transcript has 7 exons. Gene Ontology annotation, molecular function: growth factor activity; vascular endothelial growth factor receptor 1 binding; chemoattractant activity. Lineage: Eukaryota; Metazoa; Chordata; Mammalia; Carnivora; Mustelidae. Gene Ontology annotation, cellular component: membrane. Gene Ontology annotation, biological process: vascular endothelial growth factor receptor signaling pathway; induction of positive chemotaxis; positive regulation of endothelial cell proliferation.